Molecule: messenger RNA, 1319 nt
Organism: Paramecium pentaurelia
Lineage: Eukaryota; Ciliophora; Oligohymenophorea; Peniculida; Parameciidae
Source: the annotation of a GenBank genome assembly
AUGAUUUAAUCUCCAAUUGAUAUGAAUUAAUUUUAAUAAUAAAAAUAUAUAUUUAUAUAAAUAAAACAAAUAGUGGUGGAGGAUCAUACAAUGAGGAAAUUUUAAAGAAUGGCAAAUGGAUUGAGUUGAGGGAUGGAUUUUGUAGUUUAUCAUAAAUAGUUUAUAAUGGAGAUUAUAAACAUGGUAAAAAGGUUGUUAGAUGGUAAACUUUGUAUAGGGAUUAUAGAAAAGAUAAAUUUGAAUUAAUGUAAAUUGUAAUUACUAGAGUAUUAGUGGUGGUGGAUUAUAUGAUGAAAGGGUUGAAGAUUCAAUAAAGAUUGGCAGGUGGAUAGAGUUGAGUGAUGGGUAUAAUUUUUGGUCUGAAGUCACUUAUAAUGGUGAUUAUUAGAAUGCAAAAAAAGUUGGUAGAUGGGAUACUUUCUUCAAAUUCGGUGAUAAAGGAUUUACAUAGAUGUUGAUAUUAUUAUAAUUAACAGUAAAUUUGCAGUGGCAGUGGAUUAUACGAUAAUUAAGUAGAAGGAAGUUCGAUAAAGAUUGGUAAGUGGAUUGAGCUGAGUUGUGCAUUUAAAUUUGAUUCAAAAGUCAUCUAUAAAGGUGAGUAUAAAAAUGGGAAUAAAAUUGGUAGAUGGGAUAUUUGGUAUAAGGAUUAUGAGACAAAAAUGUAUGAAUAAAUGUAUGGAGUAAAAAAUUAAUUUAUAGCGGAGGCGGAUCAUAUGAUGAUGAUGAAGAUUCAAGUAAGAUUGGAGAAUGGAUUGAAUUAAGUGAUGAAUCCAAUUGGUAUUGGUAAAUUACUUUUAGAGGAGAAUAUAAAAAUAUUAAAAAAGUUGGUAGAUGGGAUACUUGUUUUAAAGAUUAUGAAACAAAAAAGGAUGAAAAGAUGUAUGUAGUAUAAAAUUAAUUUCUAGUGGAGGUGGAUCAUAUAAUGAUGAAGGAAUACAGAAAGGGUAAUGGAUUGAAUUGAGCGAUAGGUCAAAUGCAAAAUUUUUGAUCACCUUAAAUGGUGAAUAUAUUGAUGGUAAAAAGGCUGGAAGAUGGGAUUUUUAUUGGAAAAAGAAUAGUGAAGAUAAAUAAAAUGAACAGAUGUAUCAAUAAUAAUUUUAAGUAUAAGUGGUGGUGGAAUAUAUUAUGAAAAAAUGGAAGGAUACUCAAUUAAGAUUGGCAUAUGGAUUGAAUUGAGUGAUGAAUCUAAUUAUAAUUGUUAACUCACAUCUAAUGGCAAAUAUGAAAAUGGGAAAAAAGUUGGAAUAUGGAGGGAGAUGUAUAGAAAAUGGAAUGAUAAGGAAUUUAAAAAACUCAAGGAGAUAAAUUUUGAUAAAUGA